AUGAUGACGUCUCGGCGACGCCGGAGCGCGGCGCUCACCCUCGCGGCCGCGGUCGCGGGCGCGGCCCUGAUUCUCGUAGCGUCUCUCCGGCGCGCCGAGGACACGCGCGACGGCAUAUAUCUUGCGAACACUGAACAAAUGCCCGACGGCCCGUUUUGUUGUAUGAUGCCAAAAUUCGGCAACGACGACUACUCGUCGGGGCCCGACGAGUGCGCCUGCGCGCCCGUCUUCGCCGUGACGAACGCGACGGGCCCCUACAACUACUGCGCGCAGUCGGACGAAAACUGCGCCGACUGCGGCUAUACCUGGUGCCCCGGGAAGAAGCACGUCGAGGACCUCGCGCCUACCACGAACGGCGACGACGUCUCGCUGGUCGGCGGCGGCGGCGGCGGUGGUGGGGGAGGGGGCGACCUCGAAUAUCACGGGCCACUGCCGCACGUCAAGCUACCGAUCGUGAAACUGCCGCCGCUCGCGAUCACGUCGACGGUCACGACGGGGGGCGCGGCGCCCGCGUCAGAGCCGACGGCACCAACCGUCACGGUCGCGCUGCCUACGCCCGUCGCGCCAGAAGUGCCGCCCGCGCCAACUGAAGAGCCGGCUACGCCUGCGUCGGAGCCCGCGACCGCACCUGAGCCUCGACCUACGCCCGUCGCGCAAGAACCGGCUCCGGCCCGCGAAGAGCCGGCCACGCCUGCGUCGGAGCCCGCGGCCGAGCCUGCGCCUGGACCCACGCCUGGGGCGGCGAAUAGUACGGAAGAGACAGACACGCCUCCGUAA
Messenger RNA from Pelagomonas calceolata, 777 nucleotides. NCBI's taxonomy places the organism in Eukaryota, Pelagophyceae, Pelagomonadales, Pelagomonadaceae. The record is from the annotation of a GenBank genome assembly.